Oryzias melastigma (Indian medaka) is the source of this 7449-nucleotide messenger RNA. It is a transcript of the gene sec16a, whose product is annotated as SEC16 homolog A, endoplasmic reticulum export factor. Gene Ontology annotation, biological process: Golgi organization; COPII vesicle coat assembly; autophagy. Gene Ontology annotation, cellular component: ER to Golgi transport vesicle membrane; endoplasmic reticulum exit site. The record is from RefSeq and is a predicted model, not a curated record. NCBI's taxonomy places the organism in Eukaryota, Metazoa, Chordata, Actinopteri, Beloniformes, Adrianichthyidae.
GACUCAUUUGGCCCCACGUGCCGGGAUUUUGUGGACACGCCACUGGAAUAUGUCCCGCCCACUCCGGACGUAAUCCGUGUUUGGCCCGUGACGCUGCUUGUACACGUAGUCUAGAAGGAUGUGUUCAUUGAAGAUGGUGGUGUGUCAGACUCUGUGUCCUGCGAAUUUCUAUGCCUGACUGCGCCUGAGUGACUUCAGUGAUAUCUUACAGAGUGAUUGGGAUCCGCUCGUUUUCUGAACAUGCAACCUACUCCUCGGGCUGGACCUCCGGGACCCUCCGGCCCUCCUCCUUCUGGGCCAAAUAUGUUUCGCAGGACCAGGCCUCAGAAGUCCGCAGCAGCGACUGGUACAAUGCCUCCUGCUACCCAACCCAUGACAAAUCCUUUUGCUUUUGGUCAAGCUCCUCCCCCUAUGGCUACAGGUGGUGUCCCAACUGUACCAAUGGGCAACCUUCCUCAAAUGCAGACGCCACCUAGCACGGUGUAUUCCCAGCAUGGUUCUGGGCUGCCUCCACAGCCACAAACGCUGGGCGGUGUUCCGUUUGCUCCACCUGUUCCUCCACCAUCCACUUUGCCGGGGGUUCCCCUCUUAAACCCUCACAGCACAGUACCUCCCGGAGCUUUCCCUGCUCCAAGUCAAACAGGACUUACAUCUUCAAAUAGUGAACAGGGCUACUUUAAUUCAAGAGAUCAAACGCCAUCUGUGUCCACAGAGUCCCCACCUAUGGCAGCAAGUUCAGCACCUAGUCAGACACAUUUUAAUCAGUCAUUUCAAGGACAACCGCCUCCUCCUAAUCCUGUUCACUUUCAGCCACACCCCCCUGCAUCUUCUUUUCCUCAGUGGGCCCCUGAACACACAAGUCGGCCCCCAUCGGUUCAAAACUAUUUCCAGCCUACUAGUGAUCCUCCACCACAGCUAUUAAGUACAGAUCCACAGACUCAGAUGUACCCCCCUCACUGUCAGUCACCUCAUCACAACGUACCCACCCCUCCGUCCCAGCCUGGUCUCCAGAAUCAUCCUCCUCUCAACCCACAAAAUCCUGCUAACUUGGCUAACUCUCAGUGGUCAGAUCCAAACAGAAUUCAGCAGCACAGUUCAAGUUUUUACACUCAAAAUAGUUUCGGUCAGAACCCUGCUCCCCAAGACUCAUGGUUCAGCCAGAUACCACAGGAUUAUCACCAGAUGGGGGCGGGGCCCGGCAAUCCACCGCUUCUUGUCGACGCCGCUGGCUCGGCACCUGGGCCUGAGCCCAGUGCUGCUCAUGCCUCAGACCCCAACUCUGAAGACUCUGGUACUCUCUCAAUGUUCUUCAAAGGCAACGACGUGGAAAAUGAAGAAACCCUGGCCAGCGACAGAGAUAAGGCAGUAAAUGGUCUUGCUGGAUCUUUUCAGCAUCAAAGGAUCCCGCAGACCCUCGGUGGACAUGCAGACGUCCCCUUAACUCACCAAGGAGUCCCUGCACAAGAUAAUUCACACCUUCCUUACUUAAGUGAGGGAAGUCAUAGUGUACCAGGAAAUACCCAGAAGCCACCUGAUACUCAGUUUGACCAUGUCGAGAAUUUGGAGUGUGUUCCAAACCAGGAAGUAUUACCCAGUGAGAGCCAUAGUAGUGCUGUCGCACCACAUGGAAUAGACCAGUUUGAAACUGGGCCCAACCUAGAAACGCCCGAUUCUGUUCCAAGACCAAUGAGAUCUGCCAGCGUAUCGUCAAACUACAGCAACAUGAGUCACGGGAGUGGAACCGGCGGGCGUCGGCACCAGGGGGCCAAAGGCACCUUCAUUCAGCAGGAGAGCCCGCAUCUCGCUGAAGAUGCUAACCCUUCCGGUGCUGCUGGAGGCUACUUUGAACAAAUCGAUACUUCUCCAGCCGUAGAAACGGGCAUGCAACCAACCUCCCCAGAGCAGAUAUGGCCUUCCACGCCCAGUCCUCCCAAACCAACAGGGAUCUUUCAGACCAGUGCUAACAGCUCAUUUGAACCUGUGCGCUCACAUGGGGUGGGGGUGCGUCCCGCUGAGGUUGAUAGGGCUAAAAUGGUUGCUGAAGGGAGAACGGAGUGUCCCUCCGGCAACUUAGAACAACCGCCAGAUAAUAUGGAAAAUAUUUUUGGCCCGGGACACUCCCAGGCACCGGGUGGUGUACCGCAUGCGACACAUCCAGUUGUACUUUCUCAUUCUCGCCCGUCAUCUCGUGCUUUUGGGGCCAGCCGGCCCUGCGAGAGCCCCGCGACAACUCUGUGGGCUCAGAAUGACCCCGCAAGCUUGGGUGUUAACAUCCUCCUUGCUCCUGCUGCCCCUACAGUUCUGGCCCCUCUGCGGGAACCUAGUGCUGAUGUCAUCCAGCCCCCAGAGGACGGUCCACUGGACCUGCAGCCCCCACAAAGAAUCCAGGCAUCUUCCCAGCAACACUCAGAGAACUUAGAAAACCCACCUAAGGUCACCAAAGAUGCUCAGCAUGGCGCAAAUGUGGAGAGGAAUUCUUCUUCUCAAAAUCCAGUCUCUUCGUCUGUCCCCCAGGUUCUGUCAGCGCCUCCACCACCAGCUGCAAGCUCCCAGCUGUCCUCAAACACAUCUUCUCUAACAUUAGAUUCUCAGGCUGCUCCACAGGGACAAAACAGUGCUCCUCCCAUUCCUGUGAGUGCAGCACAACCUCACAAUCAAAGUUCAGCUCUGAUGCAGGAGCAUCCUGCAGGGGGCGCUAUUACAGCUCCACAGUCGCAAGGGCCACAAGGUCCAGAGCGUCCUGCAGCUUCCCAGCCAGUGGAGCCACCACGCCCACCAUCCACUGCUGGCAGCCAUCACAGCUAUGGAGCGCCGGCCCCUCCUGUGCCGGGGCAAAUGUACGGAGGUUACUAUGGAAAUUAUGGAGAAUACCCAGAUAGCAGAGCACAAUAUCCUCCUGGACAGUAUGUGCCCCCACCUGGGGAUCCAAGGUUACAUCAGUAUUAUCAGGAUAACUCAUACCGGGGCAGAGCAGAUCCGUGGUAUGGCAGAUAUGAAGGGCAGAGCCAGAAUUACCGGGAUCCAAACUACCAGUACAGGGAGCCACCAUCAGAUCGACCCAACUCCAGAGCCAGCCAGUACUCGGACAGACCGUCUUCAAGGCAAGGCUACGCCGAUGAAAGCAGAGCAAACCGAAGUGCCUACGGCGACUAUUAUCCAGACUACUCCAAGCACUAUGAAUAUGGAGGAUAUUAUGGACAAUAUGACCCACGAUACAGAGGAUACUAUGAUCAGUCAUACUGGUCUUACUAUGAUGACACAUACAGAAACAAUUAUUAUAAUCAGCCCGCGUAUCCUCCAAGGAAAGAAGGAUAUGAUGACCAGUGGAGAUACUAUCCUGGUUAUGACCCCAGCUUUGAUGAUGAAAACCGUGGCGCUGACAUGUACGGGGAAGACUUUGAUCGCCGUAGCAUCCACAGCGAGCAGUCGGCACACAGCGUGCGCAGCUCCCACAGCCACCACAGCAGGCGGAGCAGCUUUAGCUCACGCUCACAACAGAGCCAGAUCUACAGGAGUCAGCCUGACUUGACCGUCGAUGUUUGUGACAACACUUCUAUGGCUGUGAACUACUCUUACGCGCAGUACCCCAAUCAGGCUGAUGCUACCCAGCAGCAGUACCUCUACUCCUCAGAUUACACCACAGAUGGCUCCUGGAUUGCCCCUAAACAACCUCCGCCUCGUCCAGCAACCCCAGAAAAGUUCACCAUACCUCACCGCUGUGCCCGCUUCGGACCUGGUGGCCACCUGGUUCAGGUCUUACCUAAUCUUCCUUCAGCUGGACAGCCAGCUUUGGUGGACAUCUACAACCUGGAGACGAUGCUGCAGGACACUUCUGAUCAGGCAGAGCUACGGACAUUCCCUGGUCCUCUCAUUAAAGGGGAGACUCAUAAAGUGGACGUAAUCAAGUUCUCCCAAAACAAAGGACUGGAGUGUUCCCGUGACAACAACCUCCUGGACAGAGAUUCUGCUCGCCUGCUUUGGGAAUUCAUUGUGCUGCUUUGCAGACAGAAUGGGACCGUUGUCGGUACCGACAUCGCCGAUCUUCUGUUGAAGGAGCAUCGCUCUGUCUGGCUGCCCGGCAAGAGUCCCAACGAGGCGAAUCUGAUUGAUUUUAAUAAUGAACCGCUGGCACAAGCUGAGGAGGAUCAAGGAACUGGACCACUGUCUCUUUUAUCCGACACCUUUAUGACUGUCCCGGAGAACGUUGGCAAGGAAACGGAGCGCUUCAGGGAACUGCUGCUGUUUGGUCGCAAAAAAGACGCUCUGGAAGCUGCCAUGAAAGCUGGUCUGUGGGGUCAUGCGUUACUGUUGGCCAGUAAGAUGGAUAGCCGAACUCAUGCACGUGUCAUGACAAGGUUUGCAAAUAGUUUACCAAUGAAUGAUCCUCUCCAGACGAUUUACCAGUUGAUGUCAGGAAGAAUGCCUGCAUCAGCCACUUGCUGUGGGGAGGAGAAAUGGGGCGACUGGCGUCCUCACUUGGCCAUGGUCCUGUCAAACCUCACACAGACUCUGGACUUGGAUACUCGCACAAUCACCACCAUGGGUGACACACUCGCUUCUAAAGGUCUCACUGAUGCUGCACACUUCUGUUACCUGAUGGCACAAGUCGGUCUGGGAGUUUUCACCAAGAAGAGCACCAAGAUGGUUCUGAUUGGCUCCAACCACAGUUUGUCCUUUCGACAGUUUGCCACAAAUGAAGCGAUCCAGAGGACAGAAGCGUACGAGUAUUCUCAGUCUUUGGGCUCCCAACCCUGCUCACUGCCCAAUUUCCAGGUGUUCAAGUUGAUCUAUGCAUGCCGGUUGGCUGAAGCAGGCCUGUGCGCUCAGGCCUUUCAUUACUGUGAAGUUAUUUCCAAGACUGUCCUCAUGCAGCCCUCCUACUACUCUCCUGUGUUCAUCAGCCAGAUCAUCCAGAUGUCAGAAAAGCUACGAUUCUAUGAUCCGCAAUUGAAGGAAAAACCCGAGCUGGAAUGGUUUCUCGAGCCGGAUUGGUUGAUUGAGCUCAGGCAGUUGAAUGGACAGAUCUGGACAUACAGCGUAGACAGAAGAACUCCUCCACAGUUCGACUGCCACAGUGAAACUUCUGACUUGGACCAGCUGACUCCGUCUGAGCCGUACAGCAUGCCGGUAGAGGUAGACGGUCCAGCUCCAGACAACCCACUCACCUCCUUAUUGCCCAGACCUCCCUCGCAAGGAGUCCAGCUGAUGCCUGCAGCUCCCACUUCCAUCAUCCGAGACGACAUGGGCCCCCCUCAUGCCUACCAGCCUGCCGAUCCACCGCAGUUCUACCCAGUACCCCCUAUUGGACAACCAGGGCAGCUUCCCGCCCCCGGUUACCCUCAACAGGACCCCGGCAUCCCCCCUCCCUCCUUCCAGCCGCAGCAUGUGCCGACACCAGGAGGCCAUCAGCAAUCUGGAGCCCCAACACAAGUGUCCACACACAUGCCUCCUCCACCAGGGCCACAUUCACCUGUGCAAAUGAACCCCCCACCUUUCCCUGCACAGCACAUGCCCCCUACGGAGCAGCCGCAGGUACCAUUAGACAUGAUGGCGUCAUCCCUUCCCAGGAACUCUCUCACCCCUCAGUCGGACUUUUAUGAUUACAUGGCUAACAAGACAUCUGGCAGAACACGGACUAUUUCAGAGUCUUCAUCACAUCUGCAGUCGGGGAACAGCUCUCGCAGGGCGUCUAUAUCAUCAAAUUUCUCUGGUGGAAGGGAGAGGGCAAACUCUGUCAAGCAGGUGUCCCCGCCUCCCCCGCCUAUUCCAGAACAGCCACGAAAAGAGGCGACAAUAGCCAAGAAAGAGUCCCCUAACAAGAAGCUUAGCUGGUUGAAAUGGCUGAUGCCAAAGAGGAAUGAGGCUCACCUUCCGGAUGACAAAAACCCGUCUAUUGUGUGGGAUGAAAAGAAGCAGAGAUGGGUGGACCUGAACGAGCCUGAAGAGGAGAGUAAACCCCCUCCUCCGCCUCCCUCUGGGUUCCCCGCCAUGCCUCAGAUGCCAGGACCUGGAGGACCUGCCGCUCCGCCAACUGGAGGCGUCAACAUGUUCUCGAUUAAAGCAGGAUCUAAGGGCAGAUAUGUGGAUGUUCUGAACCCGAGUAGAACGACUAAAGCGAGCGGAGUGGCCCCCGCUCCAGCAGACCUCUUUGCUCCUUUGGCUCCAAUGCAGAUGCCCAAUAACCUAUUUGUGCCUAGUUCAGCUCCAGACGAUCAACAACCUCUUGAGGGCAGUGAAGGUGGAAACCAUGAGCAGAAUUCCCCGAAUAGUUCUGCUGCACAGAUGUUCAACCCGACGAUGAUGCUGCCGCCCGCUGAAGGUCCUCCUGCUCUUGAUAGUUCCCAGUCUGGAGAGCUCUCCCGUUCUAGCUCAAUGAGUUCUUUAUCACGCGAAGUGAGUCAGCAUUUAAACCAGAGCCCCCCUGCCCAGGGACCUGCACCCACGGGAGGCAUCACCUUCUACAACCCUGCACAGUUUGCACAGACAAGUGCACCAUCAGGAGGUGGAGCGCGCUCCGGUCGUUUGGGUGGUCCCCGCCAGUACCCCACGUUAAAGUAAACCUCCCGAGACGACAGCACCAGACCCUCCGGGGGUUUACUGAGCCCCGCACAUGGACACACUGCCCCUCUGUCUUAAGGCUUCUUUCUUCUGCCUUCACUUAAGAAGAGCGUAAUCGUCAGUCUCUACAGCUUAACCACUCGUUCUUCUGAAGCCCAGUAGGUGUCACUGCUGCGUUCAUUGCAGCAGGUACUGUGUUUUUUCCUUGAAGGGCUUCUUUUUCUGCAUCCAAACAGUAAAUUGAGAUGAUUUAUGAAUUUUAUCAUGCAUACAGGUGUAACUAUGGAUGAAUUUACAUAAGCUGUAUGUUCUUGUAGAUAUAUAAUUUAGUGUACAGUAAAUACAUUUGCUUUUGAAAGCUGCCCAGAUUCUCCUCAAAUAUAACAGAAUUGUCACCUCAUGUACCCUGUUUUCAUUUCUUUUUUUGUGUCUGCACAGAGUAUAAAAAGAAGUCCCAUAUUGUAAGAUUGUUUGUGCAGAUAGAAGACAAACUGGAGAAAAAAGAAUUGAAGUUUGAUUUUUCUCAGUGAAAGAAUCAGGUAAAGUGACUCGAGGAGAGGAGGAGGUCAUCAGUGUUAAGAUGCUGCUUCAUUUGGAUAUUUAUUUAAAAAUUCUCCCCCUCAUCACUAUAAAAUUACUGUUUUUGCCCACAUUUCAUUGUAAAACUCUCAAAAAAAACUUGCAGAAAAUGAAUCUAUCCAAAUAUUUGUAUAUCAGAUUGACUGUAUUUAUGACCUGUAGGCAUAACGAUGUGUGUGGAUGAGUGUGUGAAUAGCAAAUAAUUUUUUUCUGAUAGGCUUUGACAUAAAUCAUUUAUGAUUAAAGAAAUAAUCAUAUUCUGAUCAUUUGUAUCAGCUGCUUCUGCAAAUAAAUCUUUAUCUUAAUUGUGAA